Molecule: messenger RNA, 4998 nt
Organism: Colletotrichum scovillei
Lineage: Eukaryota; Fungi; Ascomycota; Sordariomycetes; Glomerellales; Glomerellaceae
Product: ABC transporter
Exons: 5
Coding region: 2149-4998 (949 amino acids)
Biological process (GO): transmembrane transport
Cellular component (GO): membrane
Molecular function (GO): ATP hydrolysis activity; ABC-type transporter activity; ATP binding
Source: RefSeq, a predicted model, not a curated record
GGGCGAGGCAUGGACCAGCAUCUCAGACGGGGGACGGAGUAAGGGCGGCGCAAGUACCGAGUCUUUCCAUUCGGCGUCCGCUUGUCCUUCCGGCUUCCGGCCCCAAAGGUCAGAAUGGCUCCGGGCAGGACUAUAUGGAGGGCAUCUGCCGCUUGCUGUCUUGUUCGACUCGAGGAUGCCAUCUUCGGUAUGGACCGAGACACAUGGCACCAAACCACCCCGUCUGCUCAACCCAGGGCACUUCUGGCCACGGCGACAUGCUGUCCAUGGGUACGGUCUUUGUGGUAACUGUUUGGUGACUCGUGAGUAGCUCAACCCGGAGACAGCGCUCCCCACGUGUCGGCGCGGCGCCGUAGCGUCUCAGAUAUCCGCCGCGCCGUCCGGCGAAAGAGUCAUCGGCAUCAUCGACGUCGGACUCGGUCAAACCAAAACAUCCUGCUGACGUGGUGACACCUCAUCACACAUUGAUCGAGGGGGAACUCCUUUAGCCUUUAAUGGUUUGGGAUGAAGGGAAAUCUGGACAUUGUCUAACGCCUCGCGCCCCGAGAGCACCGCGCCCCGAGCAAAGCACCGCAGUGGGCGCCCGGGCGCGAUGAACCCGCGGCCCCCGCUGCGAGCCUGCCAAGCUGGAGUCGAACCAAUCGCACUCGUUCCUGCACCGAAGCGGGGGGUCCACUAUGCCGGAGAGUGGGGCGUCCUCGCUUCCAUGACGGCGGUCCGCGGGAGAAGCCAAGGCCUCGAAGCAGCAGCUUCAAUGACGGAGAUUCUGCGACGCUGGCGAUCAGUCAUCUCGCGUUUGCUUGGUCCAUUAUCCGAGCUUCAAAUGUCAAUAUGCGCGUCUGAAAAGAAUUCUUCCCAGGUGCACAGCAUCAUAUAACCUGCAUCGUCUGGUUUCUCCAUCUCAUCUACAAGAGAAACCAACCCGCCGGCUCACAUCUCUUGAUCAUACGAACACACCACGCGACACAGACGAUCAGAUCUUGGGGUGAACCACCCGUCAGCCACACAAUAUGGGGGCCGAAAAGAAGGAGCACACUCCGGCUGAGGAUACCGUCGCCGCCAUUGCUUCGCCAAACGAAGCUGUCAAGGCAGAGGGCGGCGCGUUCAAGGCCUACCUGGUAUGAUGGCCGCCAACCUCAAUUUUUGCAAGCAUGCUGAUGUCUCCCAGAGAAUAUUUUCCUUUGGAGGACCCUUUGAGAAGCUCCUGCAAACCAUCGCGAUAGUAUGCGCCCUGGGCGCCGGCGCCGGUGUGGCCCUGCAGAACUUGAUCUUUGGCAGCUUCGUCACCACCAUCCAGGACUUCACCACCGGCCAGUCCACGCCUCAACACUUUCGCAAUGAAGUCUCAAAGCUGGCGUACGUCCUCGUCCAUCCACAUCAUCACUGCAAGCUAACAUUCCCAGGCUCUACUUUGUCUACCUCGGCAUCGCGCGCUUCGUCCUCGCCUACGGCUACAUCUCCCUGACAACCUUCUCCGCCUACCGCAUCACGAGAAACAUCCGCCACGCCUACCUCCACGCCGCCCUCCGCCAGGAAGUCGCCUUCUACGACAUCGGCUCCGGCGGCUCCAUCGCCACCCAGGCCAUCUCCAACGGCCGCCUCAUCCAGGUCGGCAUCGCCGAGAAGCUCGCCCUGACCUUCCAGGGGCUCGCCGUCUUCGUCACCGCCUUCAUCAUCGCCUUCGUCACGCAGUGGAAGCUGACGCUCAUCGUGUGCUGCAUCGCACCCCUAAUCUUGGUCGUCAUGGGCGUCGUCUCCACCAUCGAGGCCGGCCUCGAGACGAAGAUCCUCGACAUCUACGCCCAGGCGGGCUCCUUUUCCGAGGGCAUCCUCUCGAGCGCGCGCACCGUCCACGCCUUUGAGAUCCGCUCGCGCCUGGUGCAAAAGUUUGACAGGUUCCUUGAGGACGCCCACCGCAUCGGCAACAAGAAGUCGGCCCUGUUUGGCGUGCUCUUUUCGUUUGAGUACUUUGUCAUCUACGCCGGCUUCGCCCUGGCGUUCUGGCAGGGCAUCCACAUGCUGAACCGGGGCGAGAUCACCGAGUCUGGAGACAUUUUCACGUGAGUAGUCCGCAGCAUCUAAGAAAUCCUCAACUGACCGUGUUACAGAGUCCUCCUCUCCGUGGUCAUUGGCGCAACGAGCUUGACCAUGCUGGCGCCCUACAUUAUCGAAUUCACCCGCGCCGCCUCCGCCGCCGCCCAGCUCUUUAAGCUCAUCGACCGCGUCUCCGAGAUUGACCCCUUUGACAAGUCGGGCCACCAGCCCACCGAGACCGUCGGCGUCGUCGACCUCGAGAACAUCUCAUUCGAGUACCCGACGCGCCCCGGCGUCACGGUCCUCGACAACUACUCGCUCCACGUGCCCGCGGGCAAGGUGACGGCGCUCGUGGGCUCCAGUGGCUCCGGUAAGAGCACAAUCAUCGGGCUGAUUGAGCGGUGGUAUAACCCAAAGUCGGGCACUAUCAAGCUCGACGGCCAGCCGAUCAACGAGCUGAACCUCAACUGGCUCAGGAAGAAUGUCCGGCUCGUGCAGCAGGAACCCGUCCUCUUCCAGGGAACGGUCUUUGACAACAUCGCCAACGGCCUCGUCGGAACGCCGUGGGAGUCCUCGCCCCGCGAGGAGCAGCUCCGCCGCGUCCAGGACGCCGCCAAGAUCGCCUUUGCCCACGACUUCGUCUCCCAGCUGCCCGAGGGCUACGAUACCAUGAUUGGCGAGCGCGGCGGCCUCUUGUCAGGCGGCCAGAAGCAGCGCGUCGCCAUCGCGCGGAGUAUCAUCUCGGAACCAAAGGUGCUCCUCCUCGACGAAGCCACCAGCGCGCUGGACCCGCACGCUGAGGGCGUCGUGCAGCAGGCUCUCGACAAGGCCGCCGAGGGCCGCACGACCAUCGUCAUCGCCCACAAGCUCGCCACCAUCCGCAAGGCCGACAACAUCGUCGUCAUGAACAAGGGCGCCAUUGUCGAGCAGGGGACGCACGAGGGAUUGUUGGCGCAGGGCGGCGCGUACACCCGUCUCGUGAGGGCGCAGAACCUGAACGUGGCCGAGGAAGGGUCCAUCACCGAGACAGAGGAGGAUGACGACGAAGCGGUGACGGCGGCGGCGGCGGCUUCCGGGAAGGAGGGUAUUGAGCUUACGAAGACCAUGAGCCGGUACCGGACGACGGACCAGACGCGGAUGGAGGCGCAAAAGGAGCGCGAUAACUUUGAUCACUACAAGCCUAUCGGCCUCAUCAGCGUCGUCAUCCGCAUGGUGCGCGAGACUCCCGAGCUCAAGUGGGCGUACCUCGCGACGUUGCUGGCCGUGAUAGUCGCCGCCGGCGCAUUCCCCGGCCAAUCGCUCGUCAUCGCCAACCUCGUCGACGUCUUCACGAUGACGGGCUCCGAGAUGAUCACAAAGGGCAACUUCUACUCCCUCAUGUUCUUCGUCCUCGCCCUCGGCGUGCUCUGCUGCUACUUCGUCAUGGGCUGGGCCACAAAUGUCAUCGCCCAGGGGCUCAACCACAAGCUGCGCCGGCAGUCCCUCAACGAUUUCCUCCGCCAGGAUCUGCAGUUCUUUGACCGCGUCGAGAACAACACGGGUGCGCUCGCCAGUCGUCUCGAGUCGAACCCGCAGGCCAUCCUCGAGCUCAUGGGCUUCAACAUUGGCCUCAUCCUCAUCUCGUCGCUGAAUGUCAUCGCGUGCGGUAUCCUGGCCAUCGCCACGACCUGGAAGCUGGGUCUCGUCGUCGUGCUCGCGGGUAUGCCGCCACUUGUCAGCUCGGGCUAUAUCAAGGUCAGACUCGACUCGCGCCUCGAUACAAAGACGUCGAAGCGGUACUCUGCCAGCGCGGCGAUCGCGUCCGAGUCCGUGACGGCCAUAAGGACAGUUUCGUCUCUUGCGAUCGAGGAGUCGGUGUUGAAGAGGUACACUGACGAGCUCGACAACGCCGUGAGGGCUUCGACUGGCCCCCUUUUCGUCAUGACUGUUGCGUUUGGACUGACCCAAGCCAUUGAGUACUUUUUCAUGGCCCUCGGGUUUUGGUACGGCUGCCGGCUGCUCUCGUUCAACGAGAUCACAAUGUACCAGUUCUUCGUCGCCUUCAUGGGCACCUUCUUCUCAGGACAGGCCGCGUCGCAGCUGUUCCAGUACUCGAGCAGCAUGACCAAGGGCAUCAACGCCGCAAACUACCUCUUCUGGCUGCACGACCUCCAGCCGUCCAUCCAGGAGACGCCUCAAAACCGCGACGCCGCGCCAAAGGCCGGCGCCUCGGUCGACUUCCAGCAGCUCCGCUUCUCGUACCCCCUACGACCUGAAGCGCAUGUCCUCCGCGCAGUCGAUCUCGAGAUCAAAAAGGGCCAGUUCGUCGCCCUGGUAGGCGCCUCAGGCUGCGGCAAGUCCACGAUGAUCGCCAUGCUCGAACGCUUCUACGACCCGACAACGGGCAGCAUCGUCAUCGACGGCGACGCCGCUCUGUCGGACCUCAACCCCCGCCUCUACCGCCACAUCGUCGCCCUUGUCCAGCAAGAGCCCACCCUCUUCCAGGGCUCCAUCCGCGAGAACAUUUCGUUAGGCAUCGACGCAGAGUCCCUGGACGAAAUCGUCCCGGACACCCAAAUCGAAGCGGCCUGCCGCGCAGCCAACGCGUGGGACUUUGUCUCGUCGCUCCCUGAAGGCCUCGCGACCCCCUGCGGCAGCAGCGGAUUGCAGUUGUCGGGAGGACAGAGGCAGCGCAUCGCCAUCGCGCGGGCGCUGAUCCGCCAGCCCAAGAUCCUGCUUCUCGACGAGGCGACGAGCGCGCUCGACACCGAGUCGGAGAAGAUUGUGCAGCGCGCGCUGGAGGAGGCCGCGCGGGACGGGGAGAGGAUUACGAUUGCUGUUGCGCACCGGUUGUCAACGGUCAAGGAUGCCGAUGUGAUUUGUGUGUUUUAUGGUGGGAGGAUCGUGGAGAGGGGCACGCAUGCGCAGCUUGUUGCCAAGGGGGGCAUGUACAAGCAGAUGUGCGAGGCGCAGAACCUCGAGUGA